Messenger RNA from Tyto alba (common barn owl), 4061 nucleotides. It is a transcript of the gene WDR62, whose product is annotated as WD repeat domain 62. The record is from RefSeq and is a predicted model, not a curated record. Gene Ontology annotation, cellular component: mitotic spindle. The transcript is spliced from 29 exons. Bases 87 to 3848 code for a protein of 1253 amino acids. Gene Ontology annotation, biological process: regulation of mitotic cell cycle; mitotic spindle organization; neurogenesis. Gene Ontology annotation, molecular function: protein binding. NCBI's taxonomy places the organism in Eukaryota, Metazoa, Chordata, Aves, Strigiformes, Tytonidae.
GCGCUGCCAUUGGGCGGUGGUGCUGAGCGGCGUGGGCAGCGACCAGUGGGGAGGGGACGCCGGCUUACCGCGCGCAGUUCGGAGCCAUGGUGGCGGCGGGCGGCGCGGCCGGGCCCGACUCGCCCCCGACGUUCAACCCGCGGCGGCGAUCGCGGCACCAGGGCCUGGAAGAGGCGGUGACACUGGAGAAGGUGCUGGGAAUCACCGCCCAGACCAGCAGCGGCUUGGCCUGCGACCCGGCCACGGGGCUGCUCGCCUACCCCGCCGGGUGCGUCGUUGUCAUCCUGAAUCCCCGGGAGAACACGCAGAGACACAUCUUGAACACCUCCAGGAAAACCCUCAGCGCGUUGGCCUUCUCGCCCGACGGGAAGCUCAUCGUCACCGGAGAGAACGGGCACCGACCCGCCGUCCGCGUCUGGGAGGUGGAGGACCGGGCGCAGGUCUCGGCGUUGCACGGUCACAAGUACGGCGUGGCUUGCGUCGCCUUCUCCCCCAGCGCCAAGUACCUGGUGUCGGUGGGGUACCCCCACGACAUGGUGGUCAACGUUUGGGACUGGAAGGUGAGUUUCGGCCAAAGCGAGCUGGCUUCAACCAGCCUCAGAUCGGGGAGAAAACAGCCCUUUUCCAUCUUUUCACCCAAUUUCUUACGGCUCCGGGUUUUCGGUUCACGCCGCCACCGCGUCUUUCUUUCGGAGCAGAAAGAUUCCCUGGUCGCCUCGAAUAAGGUGUCCUGCAAGGUGACGGCCGUGUCCUUCUCCGAGGACAGCUAUUUUGUCACCGUGGGGCACCGCCACGUCAAAUUCUGGUUCCUGGACUCCUCGAGGGAGCUGAAGGUCAACGAGACGGUGCCGCUGGUGGGACGCUCGGGGCUGCUGGGGCAGCUCCACGACAACGUUUUCUGCGGCGUGGCCUGCGGGCGAGGGCUGAUGGCGGGCAGCACCUUCUGCGUCUCCUCCUCGGGGCUGCUCUGCCAGUUCAACGGGAAGCGGGUGCUGGAGAAAUGGAUCAUCCUGAAGGUGCCGCUGGCAAACUGCCUCUGCCUCAGCGAGGAGCUGAUAUUUUGCGGCUGCGCCGACGGCACCGUCAGGAUUUUCCAAGCUCGCGACAUGCGUUACCUGAGCGACCUCCCCAAACCUCAUCCCCUGGGCGUGGACGUCACCCGGGCUCCCCCACCGAGGCGACCAGACCUGGUCUACCCCGACACCAUCGCCUUGGCCUACGACGCCUGCAACCGCUGGCUGUCCUGCGUCUACAAAGACCACAGCAUCUACGUCUGGGACGUCGGGGACCUGCGCCGCAUCAGGAAAGUCUGGUCGGACCUUUUCCACAGCUCCUUCGUCUGGAGCGUCGAGGUGUACCCCGAAUUCGAGGAGCAGAGAUCCUGUCUGCCUCCCGGCUCCUUCCUGACGUGCUCCUCGGACAACACCAUCCGCGCCUGGGCCCUGGAAAGCGGCUCCACGCGCCCUGCCCAGGGCGACACCUACAGCACGACCCUGCUGAACGUCAUCUACGUGGACAACAACACGCAGCACCUCCAGGACUCCUCCAGCGCGCCCAACCGAAGCGAGACCCUGGGUCACCUCGACGUCAAGUCCGGGGUGAGGGUGAUGCAGGUCAGCCCCAACGGGGAACACCUGGCAUCGGGGGACAGAGGAGGAACCCUCAGGAUACACGAGCUGCAGUUCAUGCAGGAGGUGGCUAAAGUGGAGGCUCACGAUUCGGAAGUUCUCUGCUUGGAGUACUCGAAGCCGGAGACCGGAGCAGCGCUGCUGGCUUCGGCGAGCAGAGACAGGCUGAUCCACAUCUUGAACGUAGACAACAACUACAAGCUGGAGCAAACCCUGGAUGAUCACUCCUCCGCGAUAACAUCCGUCAAAUUUGGGGGCAACGGGGACAUUCAGCUGAUAAGCUGCGGCGCCGAUAAAAGCAUUUAUUUCCGCAAUGCUCAAAAGCUGGCGGAUGGCUUCAGUUUCGUCAGGAUGCACCACGUCGCCGAGAAAACCACCCUGUACGACAUGGACAUCGACAUCACGCAGAAAUACGUCGCUGUCGCCUGCCAGGACAGAAACGUCAGGGUGUACAACACGGCCAACGGGAAGCAAAAGUGCUGCUACAAGGGCUCGCAAGGCGACGACGGCUCCUUGCUGAAGGUGCAGUUGGAUCCCUCGGGCACCUUCCUGGCGACGAGCUGCUCUGACAAAAGCAUCGCCCUCAUCGACUUCCGCUCCGGCGAGAGCGUGGCCACCGUGUUCGGCCAUUCAGAAAUAGUCACGGGGAUGCGGUUCACCUACGACUGCAAGCACCUCAUCACCGUCUCGGGAGACAGCUGCAUCUUUAUUUGGCGCCUGGGCCUUGAAAUCACCAGCAGCAUGAAGCAACACUUGCUGGAGCUCGACCUGCUGCAGCCAAAGCGGGAGAAGGAACCCGGUUCCACGGAGCAGCUCGGACCGGAGAGCUACGCCACGAUCCCCGGCGGGACGGCAGCCCCCGGACCUUCCGACGAGGAGCCCGAGGAGGAGCGGGACGCCGCCUCGACCCUGCAGACCCCCUGCAAGGAGGAUUUGGAGCCGCCUCCGGCGUGCGUCCUAACCAACGGCAGGCUGCCCAUGUGGGCCAAGAGGCUGCUGGGAGAGGUAGAGGAGGGCGACAGGGCGGCUGCCAUCCCCCCCUGGAGCUACCGGCCGCGGGGGCGAUGGGCAGAACGCGCCGAGAGGGGCCCCAUCAAGACUUUGCCGGCGGCGGAUCCCGCCUAUUUCACCCCCCUCAAACCCCCUCGCCUCGAGGGCGACGCGGAGCUGGACCCCAGCAGCCUGGAGCAGCUACUUUCAGAGGCAGAGAGCUCUCCCAGCGAUCUCACCGAGGACUUCCAGCUCUCCGAGCUCCUCCUGGAUGAGGAAAUCAACGGGGGACUGGAAUUGCUGGGUAUGACCAGGACCAGCCCGGAGGAGCUGCGCGUGCCGGCGGUGAGCAGGCGACACGCGACCGAGCCGCCGCCGCGCCCCGCGUCCCCGGAGGAGCUCGGGCACGGCCGGGAGGGCGCCUCGCCCCGCGUCUCGCUCUGCCUCCCGAUGCCGGCGCCGCGUUUCCAGCCCGAAGACGAGGACUCGGCGGGCUCUGCUGGGGAGGCGGAGGAGGCGGAGAACCCGGUGCUGAGCAGCUCCCAGCCCCAGACCCCCGAGCAGGAGAAGUACCUCAAGCAGCACUUUGAGACGCUGGCGGACACCGAAGAGAAAUUCGACGGCUCCUUAAAGGACUUAAAACCGCCUGAACCUGGAGAUGAGGGAAAAGACUUGUUCUUGAACCCACGCCUGAGCAUUUCAGCCCGGUUCCUCUCACGCUGCCAGAAGAGCAGGCUGGCGGCCACCUUCCCCCUGUGGGCACGGCCCCGGCCCCAGAGCCCUGUCCGUGCCCAGGAGCCGCUCGGGGACCAGCCAAAAACAUCCGAGGCGCUGCGACAGGCAGAGAAACCGCUGGGUGAAAAACCUCGGGAAACGGGAGAGGAAACAAGCUCCGACACCUGCAAAUCUACAGGAUCCCACCGCCGCCUCGAGACCUUCACCGCGGCCCUGCGGCUGCUCCGCACCCACUUCCAGGAGACACUGGAGCUCUACGACCAGGUGACCCUCUGCGCGGAGGCGGAUGUCCUCCAGGCGAGGACAGCGCUGGCCGGAGCUUUUGGCUGGAUGAAAGCCGAGCUGCGCUCCCGCGGCGUCGCCUGCGGGGCCGACGCCGGCACCGACCCCCCGGCGCCGCUGCCACUGCCCCCCGAAACCCUGGAGCUGCUCCGCGCCUACUCCGACUCCCUCCUGGAAAUGGUUCGGGGGAGGCUGGGGGGGCAGCAGCCCUGAAACGCUUGAAAUCGAGGUAUCGGGGCGCCGACCCCUCUCCCCCAGCUCAUUUCUGUGUUUUUUAAACCCGUUUUUGAGCCUUUCGGAUGUAUAUUUUUCUCCAGUUUUCAUCUCAUCCCCCUCCAAGCCCCCCGAACACCCGGCAGUGGGGCAGAAGCAGCUGUCGCUGCCCAUUUAAAAGGUUGUUAAAAUAAUAAAUGUCUUUAAACCAAA